UGCCACUGCGACCCUGGGCAGGGAGGGCGACCCUGGGCCGGGAGGGCGGGUCCGAGCCCAGAAGAGAAAGAGUGGCAGAGGCUGGCGGGUCAUGCCCUGGUCGCCACGCGUCGCUCUCUUCUGGGACCUGGUCCUGGGCGUAUUGGGCACCCUCGCCUUCCUGAUCGACCUGGGCGCCGACCUGUGGGCCGCGAGCCAGUAUGUGCUCAGCGGUCGCUACCUUUGGGCCGCGCUAGUGCUGGCGCUGUUGGGUCUCGCCUCAGUCGCGCUGCAGCUCUUCAGCUGGAUCUGGCUGCGCGCCGACCUCUCCAGCCCGCACGCGCCGAAGCCCCCAGGCCACUGCCUGGCGCUGUUGCAUGUCUUGCAGCUGGGCUACCUAUACAGGUGCGUGCAGGGGCUGCAGCAGGGGAUGCUGGUGUGGCGGCAGGAGGUGCCCUCCCAGUUCGACUUGGCCUAUGCCGACUUCCUCUCCCUGGACAUCAGCAUGCUGCGGCUCUUUGAGACCUUCCUGGAGAUGACACCGCAGCUCACCCUGAUGCUGGCCAUCAUGCUGCAGAGCGGCAGCACCGAGUACUACCAGUGGGUCAGCAUCUGCACGUCCUUUGUGGGUAUCUCGUGGGCACUGCUUGACUACCACCGGGCCCUGCGCACCUGCCUCCCCUCCAAGCCCCUCCUGGGGCUGGGUGCCUCCGUGAUCUACUUCCUGUGGAACCUGCUGCUGCUGUGGCCCCGAGUCCUGGUCGUGGCCCUGUUCUCAGCCCUCUUCCCCCGCUAUGUGGCCCUGCACUUCUUGGGCCUGUGGCUGGUGCUGCUGUUCUGGGUCUGGCUUCAGGGCACGGACUUUAUGCCAGAUCCCUGCUCCGAGUGGCUGUACCGGGUGACGGUGGCCACCAUCCUUUAUUUCUCCUGGUUCAACGUGGCUGAGGGCCGAACCCGAGGCCGUGCUACCAUCCACCUGGCGUUCCUCCUGAAUGACAGUCUUCUGCUGGUGGUGGCCUGGGCGACUCAGAGCGCCUGGCUGCCCAGCGGGCAUCUGCUGCAGAGGCUGCUGCUGCCUGCAGCCGGCGCCUGCUUCCUCCUGGGGCUGGCUCUGCGGCUGGUCUACUACCGCUGGCUGCACCCCAGCCGCUGCUGGGAGCCUGACCAGGUGGACGGGACCUGGGCUCUGCGCUCCCUCGAGGGGCGUCAGCUGCUUCAGAACAAGCGCAUGGCCCAUUUGGCUAAGAACUUUUUCCCCAAGGGUAGGGAUGAGGCUGCUUUGCCAUGGAAGGGAGAGGUGAAUGGUGUCCUUUGAGGCAGGGUCAGACCCAGCCAGGGGACUGAAGGCCAGAUGGAAUCAAUCGGUAGAAUGUAGAAGAUAAGCUGCUUAUGCUGCUAUGGGCCUUGAUUCACUCAACGAGCACUUGAUGCCUGAUCUGUGCCAGGUGCUGGAGACCAGAGUUGAGUAAGACAGAGGCCUGCCCUCAAGGAUGAGAACAAGAUGGGAAGGGCUGGGCCCUGGAGGGUCAAGGGCCCCAAUUAUGUAGGAAACACUUUGGGAGGAAAGAAGGGACCCCCUCUUCCCUUCCCCCCAAACAAGUAUAACCCCAAAGCAUCCCAGUGUUGGUAUUUUUACCUCCCUGGCUACCUCUAAAAUAAUUGGUGGGGCUGCUGUCCCACCCUUGGUUCCCCUAUCCUGGGUUGGAAGGCCCCAGGACCUCCAGGAUGUGUUCUCUGGAAUUCUUCCUCCCCUGCCCCACCCCAGUCAUUCAAUUCAUUCAGCAAAUGUUUACCGAGGGCCUUUUAUGUGCCAGAAGCAUCAUUCUAGCCUUGGCAGAUCAGUUGCCAUUCCAGCUUCAUCCCUUACCCUCUCCAGCUACUCCAGAACAGGCUCUCAGGCUGGAAGGCAGGGAUGCCUGACUCCCUGUCAGCCCCUCCAAGGCUUUAGUGCAGCUGGCCCGGCCUCGGCCCGUGCUCUCAAGGGGUGACCUUUCAACCAAGUGCCUUGUGAACCUGUGGUCUGGGCCAUGGCUCAGGCUGUUGAGUGUGUUUUUGUUUUUGUGCUUCAGGCAGUGUACUUUCUACCUCAGUCUGUGUGGGUGGAAGAGGUGUGUGUAUCUGCGUCUCUGUAAGUGAGAGACACGUGUGUUGUCUUUGUUGAACAGUAUUAUUAGAUUAUUAUUAAAACCUCAUGAAAUCCCCUAGCCUAGUUGUGUCAUUAAAUCCACUGCCAAGUUCCAAGCUGCCUGGAAAAAAGAGGUCAGGGAUGCAAAGUCCUCCUCUCAAAGUCAGUAAAGGCCCUGGGACCAGAGAAGAGGGCUGGCUUAGGCAAGACUUCUUAACCUUGUUUUCUAAGCAUCAGGAGCUGGUGAGCCAGUGUGGUGUUAACCGCUCAGGUGGGCAUCAGAACCCAGAUCUGGGCUGACUCUAGUGUGUGCUCUUAGCCGGCUCUGCAGCUGGGCCUGGCGGCAGUAGGUACACCUUUGGUAUCAGGAAGUGAA
Kogia breviceps (pygmy sperm whale) is the source of this 2480-nucleotide messenger RNA. It is a transcript of the gene XKR8, whose product is annotated as XK related 8. Gene Ontology annotation, cellular component: plasma membrane. NCBI's taxonomy places the organism in Eukaryota, Metazoa, Chordata, Mammalia, Artiodactyla, Physeteridae. Gene Ontology annotation, biological process: apoptotic process involved in development; phosphatidylserine exposure on apoptotic cell surface; engulfment of apoptotic cell. The record is from RefSeq and is a predicted model, not a curated record.